GCUGUGGCUGUCUUUACCUUCACUGCCUUAUAGUCACCAUGUCUUUCUCAGGGAAAUACCAGCUGGAGACACAUGAGAACUUUGAGCCUUUCAUGAAGGCUAUUGGUCUCACUGAUGAGCUUAUUCAGAAGGGCAAAGACAUCAAGAGCAUCUCUGAGAUUGAGGAGACUGGGGACCACUUCAAGGUGACUGUCACCACGGGGACAAAGGUCCUCACCAACUGCUUCACCAUUGGCCAGGAGGCAGAGCUCGAGACUCUGACCGGGGAGAAAGUCAAGUCUAUGGUGAUGAGAGAAGGUAACAAGCUGAAGGUCUCCCUGAAGGGGAUCGAAUCGGUCACAGAACUGGCAGAUGCAAACACCAUCGUCAACACCAUGACUGUAGCUGGCAUCGCAUACAAGAGGAUCAGCAAACGAAUUUGAUCUACUGUGCUGUUUUGCUUAAUAAAAUGUGAAAGGCAUGGAA
Molecule: messenger RNA, 465 nt
Organism: Coregonus clupeaformis (lake whitefish)
Lineage: Eukaryota; Metazoa; Chordata; Actinopteri; Salmoniformes; Salmonidae
Product: fatty acid-binding protein, liver-type-like
Exons: 4
Coding region: 39-422 (127 amino acids)
Biological process (GO): fatty acid transport
Cellular component (GO): cytosol; nucleus
Molecular function (GO): fatty acid binding
Source: RefSeq, a predicted model, not a curated record